AUGGCUCAAGUGCGUGCUGGGAGUAUCGCUGGUGCUGGCGCAUCUCCGCACAGCAUCAGUCUGAAAGUAUUGAGGCUAUCACAUCCGUCGCUAUCACCCGCUCAUACGCUUCCCGGAACCGAUUCCAUUGCAAAAGCAUCACUACCCUAUCCAACCGCGACGCCAGAUUCAUUCCCGCUUACGCCGCUACUGGCACUGCCUCCUGCGUUUGGCGCUGCAUAUGUUGGCACCGUCUUCUCUUGCACGUUAUGCGCGAACAACGAAUUGCCGCCCUCAUCUCCUAUCGUCGUGCAAGAUGUCCAACUAAGUGCCGAACUCCAAGUGCCGAGUGGCAGCAUUGCGUUGGCUUUGGAAGGUCCUGAUGCACCAACGGAACAAGACAUGCAACCGGCCCAGACUUUGCAGCGCAUUGUAAAACAUGAAUUACGAGAAGACGGUCCUCACGUUCUGGCCGUCACUGUCACAUACCAGGAAACUCGAGAUGACAUGACGAAUAAGCGAACAUUCAGAAAACUGUAUCAAUUUGUCGCGCAGCCUGCACUUGGCGUUAGAACGAAGGUAGGAGACCUCGCAGCCAAGAAGGAUACACAAGACGCGCGCAGAUUUGUAUUAGAAGCCCAACUUGAAAAUCUGACCGAGAAAUCGGUUGUUUUGGAGAGGGUCUCCAUUAGCACGGCUCAGGGCCUGACAGGCAGGAGCCUGAACUGGAACGAGGCUGACGAUCGACCGAUCUUAAAUCCUCAAGAUGUUAUGCAAGUUGCCUUUACUCUGCAACAAGUACAGGGCGAGCAGCUGGAAGAGAAGAACGGCAGGACAGUCCUCGCGCAACUCCACGUCGACUGGAAGAGCCAAAAUGGGGAAAUGGGCAGCUUGACCACAGGUUGGCUGGCCAGUAGAGCCAGAUGA
This is a messenger RNA of Aureobasidium melanogenum CBS 110374, 906 nucleotides long. RefSeq lists its product as uncharacterized. The transcript is spliced from 2 exons. The coding region runs from base 1 to 906 and encodes 301 amino acids. NCBI's taxonomy places the organism in Eukaryota, Fungi, Ascomycota, Dothideomycetes, Dothideales, Saccotheciaceae. The record is from RefSeq and is a predicted model, not a curated record. Gene Ontology annotation, cellular component: TRAPPIII protein complex.